This is a messenger RNA of Durio zibethinus, 2187 nucleotides long. NCBI's taxonomy places the organism in Eukaryota, Viridiplantae, Streptophyta, Magnoliopsida, Malvales, Malvaceae. The record is from RefSeq and is a predicted model, not a curated record.
UCGUAGAUAAAUUUUUUUGUAAGUUGAGCCAAACACUCAUUGGUAUAUUAGUUUGAAAUACUAAAAUGCUUGAUGGUGUAGAAAUUUGGAUACUUCAUCGAAAAAUUUAUUUAAUCUUUUUUUUUAUUAAUUUUAUCUUUGUUUUGGGAAGCUCAUUUUCCCAGCUGUUUCUCCUGUUGCUAAAAUUAAAGAACAUUCAAUGAAGAAGAGAGAGGGAUACCAUAUAUGACUCUUGCUGUGCUUCUGUAAUCAAACCAUUCUUUUCACGUCUUCAACCAAAUAGCAUCCCCCUUUCGCCACUUUCCCCCUUCGUUUGUUGAACCCUAAACCUCAAAAUGGGUUUAUCUUUUUCUUUAACAUAAAACAAAAAAGAAAAAGAGAAAAUUCGUACCAAAUUCAACUUCAACUUUCCGGGAAAAGAAAAAAAAGUAAUAAAGUAUUCUUCCCGGAAAAUUUGCAAUUCAGGUAGAUGCAAACGUCGCGUCGUUUCGUUUCUCGCCUCCUUGGCUCCGCCAAACACUCUUCUUCAUCCCUCAUUGUCAACUCAUCCUUUAGCAAUCUCUGCCAGUUAGAUUUUUUAGGCCCACAAAAUCAGGGAUUUUUUCAAUUUAACCCCUAUACAACAAUUGCUAGACAAGUCAGAGUUUCGAAACAUUUCGUUCUGCUGGGUGGUUUUGUAUUGCCCGGUGAUGAUCCCAUCUUUUAUCAUCAUCAUACGCAUUUUUACUCUUUCCAUCGAAGCUUUUUUACAAGGGCUAAACAAAUAAAGAAGAUUGAAAUCAAUGAUCUACACAGUCAGCGUGCUGUUACAACUGCAUUAUGGUGCAACUUCCUUGUCUUUUCUCUCAAGUUUGGUGUCUGGUUAGCAACCUCUAGCCAUGUUAUGUUAGCUGAAAUGGUUCAUUCGGUUGCGGAUUUUGCUAAUCAGGCGCUGCUUGCUUAUGGUCUGAGUAGUUCAAGACGUGCACCAGAUGCUAUGCAUCCAUAUGGCUAUUCCAAGGAAAGAUUUGUAUGGUCCUUGAUAUCUGCUGUUGGCAUAUUCUGUCUCGGCUCUGGUGCUACAAUUGUUCAUGGAGUUCAAAACCUGUGGACAGCACAUCCCCCGGCUAACAUUGAAUAUGCAGCUUUGGUGAUAGUUGGUUCAUUUGUAAUUGAAGGUGCUUCUCUUGUUGUUGCCAUACAAGCUGUCAAGAAAGGUGCAGCAGCAGAGGGAAUGAAGGUUAGGGAUUAUGUCUGGCGUGGCCAUGAUCCUACAUCUGUUGCAGUCAUGACAGAGGACGGUGCUGCAGUAACUGGUCUUGCUAUAGCCGCAGCAUCACUAGUUGCAGUGAAUACAACUGGGAAUGCCAUUUAUGAUCCCAUAGGCUCGAUUAUAGUUGGCAGCCUUCUUGGAAUGGUUGCAAUAUUUCUCAUCCAGCGGAACCGGCAUGCCUUGAUAGGAAGAGCAAUUGAUGAACAUGAUAUGCAGAAGGUUGUAGACGCUUUAUAUGAUUGCAAAAGUGAGGUGAUUGGGCCUGGGUUCUUUAGAUUCAAGGCAGAGAUAGAUUUCAAUGGAGUGGUGGUUGUGCAAAAUUAUCUUGAUAGAACAGGGCGUGAAGAGUGGGCAAGACAGUUUCGAGAAGCUUCCAAGGAGAAAGAUGAUUCUGCAUUGCUAAAGAUCAUGUCAAACUAUGGUGAGGAAGUAGUCACAGCCUUAGGAAGUGAAGUUGAUCGGCUGGAAAAGGAGAUCCAAGAACUUGUUCCUGGUAUUCGGCACGUAGAUAUUGAAGCCCACAAUCCCAUAGACCUAUCAUCAUGAUCCACAUUUUUAUGCGGCAAUGUUUCCACCAUUGUAUUUUUGUUUUAUAUAUCUAAUGGACAUCUAAAGGCAUGCAAUUAAAAUAUUACUUUCACAUUCAAACUACACUGAUAAUCUGGAAAUAUUUAUGGUGAGACUGUAACCUGUGACUAAGGGGGUGAAGGGGGGGAAUCAUGUUUCAGUUUUCGAGAGGAAGUGCAAUUCCUGCAUUGUCUUGUAUGAGCCGAACUUAUUAGAGGAUCAUCACUGAGCGUGCUACAGCUCCGUAAAUGAUGGAAUUUGUAAGUCCAUUUGUUUGCAGCGGAGCAGUCGAGUAUAUGUAUAUAUAUAUAUGAAUUGGGGUUGAGUACUAGUUUUAAAUUUUGUUGAAGACCCAAUAUAAUAUUUAA